CGCGCGACUCUUCGAUUAUUCCCCCGAUACUUCCGAUCCGCGGAAGCCGGUGAUUGGCGGCGGCUCCUUUUUUGAUGUCGCCUCGUUGUAACUUUUGAGGAAAGUUUCACGUUUACUGCGCGAAACCAAUCGGAUUUCACGCGGAGUUCCUCCGCGGAAGCCCCCGGUCUCCCUUUCAGAAACAACGCAGCUUCAAAGCGGAAAGACAUUGUUUUGGUCGUUUUCAAGUUGUGUCUUUAUUAACCUACCGCGCCAUACAUAUCACGACGUUUGUUUUUGGUAUAAUUAUACUAAUUAGAAACAAAGCUAAUAAAUGCUGGCGUGCAAUGAAGUUGAUCUUAAAUUCGGCCGCCACUUGAUGCGAUGUGGCUGCAGGCCUCGUCUGAAUCCACCAGAGAUAAUGAAAGGAAGGAUUGGGCUUUUUCAUCUGUUGCACCGCGGUUACAUAACUUCGGCCCUAAGGAAGCUGGACACGAGGUGUCUCAUCUCAUGCGAUCUUUGAAAGCUAAAGGCAACCGUCUGUGAAUCAGCUGGACCGUAGGACGGGAUUGAUUGGCUCUGGCUUUGUUCCCAGGUGACUCACGGCCCCGAAAGGUCAACGCCAAGAUGUCCGUCAGCAACCACGAGAACCGAAAGUCUCGCUCCAGUUCCGGCUCCAUGAACAUCCAACUGUUCCACAAGACGACGCACGCCGACAGCCUGCUGACGCAGCUCAACCUGCUGCGCAAACGGAAGGUCUUCACGGACGCGGUGCUGAAGGCCGGGAGCCGCUCCUUCCCUUGCCACCGGGCCGUGCUGGCCUCCUGCAGCCGAUACUUCGAGGCCAUGUUCAGCGGCGGGCUCAGGGAGAGUCGCGACGCCGACGUCAACUUCCACGACUCGCUGCACCCGGAGGUGCUGGAGCUCCUGCUCGACUACGCCUACUCGGCCCGAAUCCUCAUCAACGAGGAAAACGCUGAGUCGCUCCUGGAGGCCGGCGACAUGCUGCAGUUCCACGACAUCCGGGACGCGGCGGCCGAGUUCCUGGAGAAGAACCUCCACCAGUCCAACUGCUUGGGGAUGAUGCUGCUGUCGGACGCCCACCAGUGCCACAGGCUGUACGAGCUGUCGUGGAGGAUGUGCCUGGCGGACUUUGCCACCCUCUUCAGGACCGAGGACUUCCUCAGCCUGCCCAGAGACAAAGUCCAGGAGCUGAUCCUCAGCGAGGAGCUGGAGGUGGAGGACGAGAGCCUGGUGUACGAGGCGGUUAUCGACUGGGUCAAGGCCGACAUGGAGCACAGGCACAGCGAGCUGCCCGAGCUGCUGCGCUGCGUCCGACUGGCGCUGCUCCCCGAGACCUACCUGCUGAAGAACGUCGCCUCCGAGGAGCUCGUCAUGUGCCACAAGGUGGGCCGGGAGAUCGUCGAGGACGCGGUGCGCUGCAAAAUGAGGAUCCUGCAGAACGAGGGCAUUGUGACGGGUUUCUGUGCCAGGCCGAGGAAAGUUAGCCAGAACCUGCUGCUGCUGGGAGGACAGACCUUCAUGUGCGAUAAGGUCUACAUGAUCGACAACAAGACAAAGGAGAUCACGCCCAAGACGGACAUCCCCAGCCCCAGGAAAGAAUGCAGCGCGUGCGCUAUCGGUUGCAAGGUGUACGUCACCGGCGGCCGCGGCUCCGAAAACGGGGCGUCCAAGGACGUCUGGGUCUACGACACGCUGCACGACGAGUGGUCCAAAGCGUCGCCCAUGAUGGUGGCCCGGUUCGGACACGGCUCCGCCGAGCUGGACCACAUGCUGUACGUGGUCGGGGGGCACACGUCCCUCGCGGGAUCGUUCCCCGCGUCUCCGUCCGUGUCCCUCAAGCAGGUGGAGCAGUACGACCCUCAGACCAACAAGUGGGCGCUGGUGGCGCCGCUCCGGGAGGGGGUGAGCAACGCCGCUGUCGUCGGCGCCAAAAACAAACUCUUUGCCUUCGGGGGCACCAGCGUCAACCGGGACAAGUACCCCAAGGUCCAGUGCUUCGACCCUUGCCAGAACCGCUGGUCCGUGCCGGCCGCCUGCCCCCAGCUGUGGCGCUACACGGCGGCGGCGGUGGUCGGCAGCCACGUGGUGGUGAUCGGCGGCGACACGGAGUUCUCCGCCAGCUCCGCGUACCGCUUCAACAGCGAGACGUACCAGUGGUCCAAGUUCGGCGACGUGACGGCCAAGCGCAUCAGCUGCCACGCCGUGGCGUCGGGGAACCGGCUGUACGUGGUCGGCGGCUACUUCGGCGCCCAGCGGUGCAAAACGCUGGACUGCUACGACCCCUCGUCGGACUCCUGGGAAAGCGUGACCAGCGUUCCCUACUCGCUCAUUCCCACGGCCUUCGUCAGCACGUGGAAGUACCUCCCGGCGUGAGGAGGAGCGCGUGCUCGCUUUUUGAGAUAAGCAGUGGUAUGCAGGCUGAUUUCUCCCUUCACUGGCUGCACAGAAGAGGAAGAGGAAGAAGAAGAAGAAGAGUUUGCGUAGUCCUGCUGUGGCGCCAUCCAGCCUGCUGCACAUUCUCCUUUUGCUGCAGAGGAGCGACGGCCCGAGUCCCCCCCCCCCCCCCCUCGAGUACGAGACCGCGACCCUCUUCCCGCCGUGAGACCGGACUCGUUGCCAUGUUCACAGACGUGCAGACGGGAUUCCCCUGGCUUUUUCUGUUCCACCUGGUGCACUGACUCACUACGCAGUGUAGUGUGUGUAUCAUCUCACCGCAAGAGUACAAGUUCAACAGAUUGAGGGCCUGUUAGUGUCUGUAGUGUCUGUUAGUGACGUGUUGCUUUACAGUGAAGUGAAAAAAGAAAGUCAGAUGGUCCGCCCCCCCCGCCCCCCCUUCUCUUCUCUCCCGGUCACUAGGUGAUUACUCAUUUUCUGGACUGCUGAUGGACGGAAUUAGACCUUCGCUCCGCCAGGCGAGCGGAGGAGGACGGACGAUAUUUGGGGAAGUGUAUGAUUUUGUGCACAGAAACAAUCUCGCUGUCUCUAUUUUUAGCGCUUGGACUCGGGCUUCCCACAAUUUUGGCAAGUUAGAUUUGUGUCGUCCUCCUGGACUUAAAAUACACGCUCGCAAGAGCGAAUGUGGCCCAUUGCGGCCCCCGAAGAAGGAACUUUUCUGUUUCACGAUUUUGAGGCCAUGACUUUUGUCAUUUGUUUGUGUAUAUUGCGUCUCAGGGUUUGUUUUGUUUUUUUGUAUAUUUGUUCAAAGUAGUAUCUUGUGCUAACUUUUCAUUUGAAUGUACCAUUUUCGUGACAUUUCUUGUUCGCAUUGGUUGUAUUUAUACAUAUAUAUUUCCAAAACCCAAAUGGCUAAUCAGCCAUGCUGGAUUUUAAUAACAAAUGCUAAGUGUGUCCAAAGUAGUUAAGACAUUCUCUCUAACUAUAUCAUUUUUCUUAUUGUAUAUUUCGGAUUGUUAAUGGAAGUCUUGUGUUGAUAAUUUGUAUAUUUGCUUUGUAACGAGUUUAUAGAAGCCUUUGAUUUGCACAUUUUGUACAACGAAAACUCUUAAUGGUCUUAAAUUUGUACCUUUUGUCUUAGUCUGAAUAAUCAGUGUUUUUCCAGCAAAUUAUCAAGUUGUUCCUCUUUUUGAACAAUCGUCAUUUGCUCUGCAGUUUUCCAAUAUAUCAAUUACACCAAUAUAUUAAGCUAUUUCUGACAAACCACGUGUUACUCCCAUGUUCUACAGUUCACCGCUCAUCAAUAAAUAUCUUAAACAUCUUCUCUGUUGUUUG
This is a messenger RNA of Pungitius pungitius (ninespine stickleback), 3732 nucleotides long. It is a transcript of the gene enc3, whose product is annotated as ectodermal-neural cortex 3. The record is from RefSeq and is a predicted model, not a curated record. Lineage: Eukaryota; Metazoa; Chordata; Actinopteri; Perciformes; Gasterosteidae. The coding region runs from base 607 to 2376 and encodes 589 amino acids. Gene Ontology annotation, molecular function: protein binding. The transcript is spliced from 4 exons.